Cladocopium goreaui is the source of this 1139-nucleotide messenger RNA. The record is from the annotation of a GenBank genome assembly. NCBI's taxonomy places the organism in Eukaryota, Dinophyceae, Suessiales, Symbiodiniaceae.
GAGAAGCCGUUGACCUCCGCUUCUUCUUCGCUGAACGGAGAUGUUGCGGCUCGCAGUUCCGGAUGGAAACCACCAUUGUGCCGGUGACAGGGACCUGCACCAUCUGGGGUGACCCCCACAUUGACCCUUUUGACAAUGGCAUCUUUGGUCGACCGAAAGUCGAUGCAUUAGGAAUUUACUCCAGUGGAGACUAUUGGCUGGUGAAAAACGACCAGAUCAAGAUUCAAGCUCGCUAUGGCACCACCAUUUAUACCCCAAGCAACAUGUCGGCUCUACUUUCCCUGGCCUUCAGUGGUUCCUGGUUGUGGAAUGACACCCUGAUUAUUGAGCCAGAGGAGGGCGAGAUCACGUAUGCGGGCUCACCUAUCUUGACCACCUUUCCUGCAGAAUUUUCCAACCGAAUAAGCAGGUUGAGGUAUGUCCCUGGUGAAGAACAUAUUGACGGAGUGUUGAAGAACUAUCCGGUCAAGAUGAUUCAGGCCUUCUUCACCCGAAACGUGCGAGUGACGAUCAACCGAUGGCCCAAGCACAUCGAUGCCAUCAUCCAAAUGCCACAGCAAUUGGGAGGUCAGGAUGGACACUGUGGCAACUUCAACUUUGAUAUUAGUGAUGACAGCCUUGAGAAGGUCACCAGCAGAGUUCCACUUCUUCCAGAAGAGUCGCUUUUUCCAAAGGAGGAAUGGGUGGUCUCUACUUCUGCAGCUCCCAUGUCUAUGUCGAAGCAGGCGAGUGUGGCAGACUGUGAUGAGAGCAUCAAGCUGAAAGCACUGGCCGCGUGUAGAGAAACCAUGGCAGAGGAGGGAGAACCGGAUACAGUGAACAAAGCAAUGGUGCGCCAUGCAUGUGUGUUCGACUACUGCUUCGGUGGCAAGGACUUUGUAGCCGAGGGUGUCAUCGUCGACCAUGAAGCUGAAGUGGCCGCGUCCGCGGCGGCCGCGGCAGAAGCCGCGCUGCGGAGAGACGGAGAAAUGCAGUGACGAUGAAACGCAGCGUUGGCUGUAAUUUUUUCUUUGGGCAUUUUUAAACGGCAAACCUUAGAUUGAAGGAUGGGAAAGAAGGAGAAGGUGCAAAACAAAUUAAUGAAGAAUGUCUCAAAAGUGAUUUUCAAAGAUGCCAGUCAGGAAACUAUGGCUUUAAGG